This is a messenger RNA of Amaranthus tricolor (Joseph's coat), 1254 nucleotides long. Its product is annotated as NDR1/HIN1-like protein 6. The record is from RefSeq and is a predicted model, not a curated record. Bases 260 to 1138 code for a protein of 292 amino acids. NCBI's taxonomy places the organism in Eukaryota, Viridiplantae, Streptophyta, Magnoliopsida, Caryophyllales, Amaranthaceae. Gene Ontology annotation, cellular component: plasma membrane. The transcript has a single exon.
ACGCUUAAUUAUAAAAGUCACUAUCUUACACAGAAAAUUCUUAAUCUUUGUGUUAUUUACAAAUGUGGCAAAAUAAUUAAAUCAAAACAAUAAACAUUUAUCAAAAUUUUUAUUUCUAUAUCUAGAAAUAUGUAUCAUCUCAUUCUCUUGUCCAUAUUAGCACACCAAAAUCGCCAAUUUAUAAAUUUCUUCAAAUUUAACCAAACCUCCUAAUUCCUAAACAAUCCCAUUUAUUCACCAAUCAACAUACAUCCCCCCAAUGACUAAAAUCAUUGAAAAAGUUCCUCCCUCCACAAAACCUCCCACUAAACCCCCUACACCCACCACCACUAAUGGUCCACCACCUAAACCCGCCACCGUAACCACCGCCGCAACCAAUGUUUCCCAAAAAUUUCCACCGUCUGCUAACGGCAAUCGCCCCUAUCAACGACUAGCCGCCCAUUAUGACGGCUGCCACCAGCCUCAUGGUGGCUCAUGUUGCACAUGCCGUUGUUGCUGCUUAACCAUAAUGUGGACCACCUUCAUUAUCGCCACCCUACUACUACUCACUGCCAUCACCGCCACAGUCUUAUACGUUCUCUACCGCCCUCGGCCACCGUCAUUCUCUCUCUCCUCCCUAAAAAUCACCAAUUUCAACCUCACUUCACCACUCCAAUUCACCUCAAACAUUAACAUCUCAAUCAUUACAAAAAACCCAAAUGAAAAAAUCACAUUUUACUACAAACCCAUUAAUGUAACAAUUCUUGAUUACCAUAAUAAUCAUCAAAACAUUGUGAUUGGCCAAGGCUUAAUCCCUAAAUUUAUACACAAUGGUAAGAACACAACCUCUUUAUUUGGGGUUAUCAAAAACAAUAGUAGCAACACUAAUCCCAUUGAUGAUAUUUCAUUUGGGCAUCUCAAAUUUGAUUUGAAUAAAAAGAAUCAUGGAAGGUUGAAUUUGAAGGUGGAAAUGGAAACAUAUUUGAAAGUGAAAAUUGGGGAUAAAUUAAAGAGUAAUUGGUUUAAAUUAAGAACUUCAUGUAAUGGGAUUAAGGCUUUUGCUUAUAAUGGGAAAUUGAAUGGUAAGGUUGAUAUUGAUGGUGCUAAAUGUAAGGUUUAUUUGAUCAUCAAAUGUUUUGAGUGGGAUAUUUCAAUUUGAUUUGAGUAUAUUGUUUCUGAUUUAAAAUAGUUUCUACACUUUUUAUGCACUGAAUCAAUAACUACUUGUAACUAUCAAUUUAUAUUGUUUUACUUUUAUUAUUCUUUAUAGUCAAG